AUGAUGGAGACAUUGCCUUUGACUAAGGAAAUGACAGACAAGUUUAGAUUCUUUGAGUAUAUAUUGCUCUACAAAGAUGCAGUGAUGUUUCAGAUUGAACAAGUUACAAAGCUUUGUUCGAAGAUUGCUCUGACAGAGCCAUGGGAUCCUUAUGAUAUUCCCGCCAAUUCAACUUAUGAAGAUCAGUAUUACAUCGGGGGACCUGGAGAUGAAGUUAUGGUACAGGAAUGGUCUGACAGAAAACCAGCCAGGAAAUUGGAAUCCUGGGUUGGCGUUUACACGGUCAAAGACUGUUACCCGGUACAGGAAACCUACACAAAGAACUACAGCGUGACGACCUCCACUCGCUUUUUUGAUCUAAAGCUGGGCAUUGCCGACCCCUCGGUGUUCACCCCACCCAGCACCUGCCAGACAGCCCAGCUGAGGAGGAUGAAAGACGAAUGCUGAUUAUGGACACUGGCUGCCCCGGGCAAACAAAUAUUAGCACAGAGGAUGGUUAUUAAUAGUCAGCUGCUGACGUCUAGCCUGAUUUUUCAAGCUUAUUGUUGCUCUUUUGGGAAUUUUAAGUUUUCACUUGAAAGAGAAUAUAAACAUUUAACUUGAGUAAAAUAUGUGACACAAAAGAUCUCUUUUUAUCACAUGAAUCUGUUCAGUGAUGCACUUGCAGUAUUAUAUAGUUACGACUAAGAUACUAUUUAUAGAUACUAUUUAUUUAAGCUGUGGCUGGUUUUCCUUUUGCAAAGGUUUCAUUAUUUAUUUUUUCAAGAAAACAAAGCAGAAGCAGACUGCAAUAAUGGUAACAGCAGAAAGGAAAAGCUAGAUUUUGGUGUUGCUCUUACUUCUGGGGACUUGAGGAAAGGGGAAAUAUGUCCUGAGUAAGACCUCAUCCCUAACUGAAAAAUAGCCCAUUUUAAACAAUGAUGUACAUCAAAAGUGUGGAAACUCAUUCUCUUGGUUUUGUUUUCCUUUGUGUUUCGUUUUGUUUUGUUUUGUUUUUUUCUUUCUUUCUGCCCUUCAGGAAGCUCUUAGUCUGAUGUUUGAGCUGUUUUUUUUCUUUCUGAAAAGAAAGUGGAGUAGCUCUAUUCAUGUAAUGCUAGCUCACGUGCAA
Molecule: messenger RNA, 1108 nt
Organism: Mesitornis unicolor (brown roatelo)
Lineage: Eukaryota; Metazoa; Chordata; Aves; Mesitornithiformes; Mesitornithidae
Gene: EPDR1
Product: ependymin related 1
Exons: 3
Coding region: 1-447 (148 amino acids)
Biological process (GO): cell-matrix adhesion
Cellular component (GO): lysosome; extracellular region
Molecular function (GO): calcium ion binding
Source: RefSeq, a predicted model, not a curated record